CCUCACUCACUCUAUUUCCCUCUCCCUUCUAUGUUGUGUCGCACUUUUCUUUCAACUCUUAUAAGCCGUGUUGCAUUCUCAUUUCUCUGCCUUCCUAAUAUGUGUGUGUCUGUCUACCUCUCAACCUGACGCAUUGAUGCAUGGAAAGUUCCUGAGGAAGAUGUUUUUUGGUUACUUUCUCGCCUCUGCCGGACAUUGAGACCAUUUGCACAUCAUUCCGUGUCUAGGUACUCACACAGCUCAUGCAAAGGCAGUGGGGGUAAAGGCGUCUCUUUUGGCUCUUCUGUAUGAAGUGAAGCAGCCCCUGGACCCUGCAUGGACACCCCUGUCUCCGGAUAGAAAUCUUUGGUGAAGGGUGAAAAAGAUCUUGCCGAACAGACGCACACCAAACACGUGUUCAGAGAGCUCAUCUGUUUCUCUACCAUCCUGCUAACCCCCGCGGACGUUUCUGGGGUUUCUAUACUCCCCACCCAAGGGGCAGGUGGAACACACAAACGAACACACCAAGUCACACACACACUAAGUAAACACCUCCUACCGAGUGGCAUUGAAUACGACAGCUGCCCAUGAGAUUAGGGCCAACUGCUUUGUGAGUAAUGCAGCGUCGGCCGCCAUCAAAGCCAGUUGUUUUGAAGGGACAGGAUAUGUAAGAGGAUGUCCAGAUUAAAUAACAGACCUAUUAAUGUCAACCUGACAACAGCGGGACACAGAAAAAAAACUUUUCAUCAUUUGAUACGCUCAGAUUUUUGCUGCUAGUUCAUUAAAUAUGCAUUAAAACGAGCUCAUGCUGCACAAAUCUUUUUACAUUUUGUGUCAAGUCUGUUAAAGUUAACUUAAUCCGUUGUGAUAUCUACUGUAUUUACAAAAAGCAUCGUCUGUCUCCGUUUACACAGACUCUGUAUAUUUACGUUAGAAUUAUUCGUGACACAAAAAAAUCUUUAUAUUAUGUAGGGUGCAUUUUAUUUAGAAAACUGUAAAUCACCAAAAAUGACUUUAGCUGGCUUUACAGUCUGGAUCACACGUUUCUUUCAUUCAUUAAAGGCUUUUUAUUUAAUUUUUUUUUCAUUUUCAUGUUUAAAUAGAAGAAAGUGUGUGAAAGGUUGUGACUGUGUCAAAUGGAACAGGGGUACAAUCUUGAAGUUAUGAGUAGGUCAAAAAGAGAUAAAAUGUCUGUCAUUAGAACGUAGCUUCGUCUUUCUGGUUAAUCUAGUUGGACCAAGAAAAAAAAAAAAAGAUGUGGAGUCAUCCCGUCCUUUGCAUCUCAGCAUUAUAACAAAACAUGUGCUAAAACAGGCUUUUCUUUAUAUCAGUUCUGUUAUUAAGCAGUUUAGCUAUGUAAAUUCACACUUGAGAGGUGUGUAUCUGAGUAAGUGGACAGGUAUGAACCUUCUAAUAUACAAAUAUACUGUUCUAAGACAUGUUGUUGCUUGGCGCCUAUUUGGCCUGGAGGUAAAAGGAUUUACGGAAAACCCAUGUCAUCGAUUCAGCAGUUCAUGUUUUAUGCAAAGUCAUCUGAUGUCAUUUUGGCAGCGUGUGUGUUCACAGGGUGUGAGAACCGUGAUGGGGAGCUCCCUUCGUACUGCGUGGUUUGUGAGGUCCUGUUCUCGAGAGCAGGCCCGGAUGAUGAUGACCAUGAGAUCCUAGCAGAGAUGAUCGGAACAAUGAUCUCAAAGCGUUUAUUUGAUGUGUCAGGGGACAUUCUCCAAACCAUUUCUGGAGUAUUUUCAGUUCCACGGGGAAAAACGUGAUAAAGAUAAGCACUGAGAACGUCUUUGUGAUCAUUACCUUCAGUGUGAACAUAGUGGAGCAGAUGGUGGCCCCUUAUUGGGCUCAUAUAAACGAAUACGGAGACCAGUGCAAUAUAUUUGAAUGUAUGGAUGACUGUGAGAAGUAUGAGGUCUCAGAAAACAACGUAAAUCAAGGCACAGAGCAGAUUCGUCCUGAGUGCUUCGAGUUGCUCCGUGUUUUGGGUAAAGGAGGCUAUGGAAAGGUUUUUCAAGUACGCAAGGUUUCUGGGGCAGCUUGUGGAAAGAUUUUUGCUAUGAAGGUCUUGAAAAAGGCUAUGAUCAUACGGAAUGCGAAAGACACGGCUCACACUAAGGCAGAGAGGAGCAUCCUGGAGGAGGUUAAGCAUCCAUUCAUUGUGGACCUUAUAUAUGCCUUCCAGACAGGAGGCAAACUUUACCUCAUUUUGGAGUAUCUUAGCGGUGGAGAGCUGUUCAUGCAGCUGGAGAGGGAGGGUAUCUUCAUGGAGGACACAGCCUGCUUUUACCUAGCAGAAAUUUCCAUGGCGUUAGGUCACCUCCAUCAGAAAGGCAUCAUCUACAGAGAUCUGAAACCAGAGAACAUCAUGCUGAAUAACACCGGUCAUGUGAAGUUAACAGACUUCGGACUCUGUAAGGAGUCGAUACACGAUGGCACAGUCACACACACCUUCUGUGGGACCAUAGAGUACAUGGCCCCAGAAAUCCUCAUGAGAAGCGGUCAUAACAGAGCUGUUGACUGGUGGAGUCUGGGGGGCCUGAUGUAUGAUAUGCUAACAGGAGCUCCCCCGUUCACCGCUGAGAAUCGUAAAAAGACCAUCGAUAAAAUCCUGAAGUGCAAACUUAACCUUCCACCUUACCUCACUCAAGAAGCACGGGACCUUUUGAAAAAGCUGCUAAAGAGAAAUGCUUCGCAGAGAUUGGGAGCAGGUCAGGGAGAUGCUAUUGAUGUCCAGGUCCACUCCUUCUUCAGACAUAUAAACUGGGAUGAUUUACUGGCUUGUAAAGUUGAACCUCCCUUCAAGCCUUUUUUGCGAUCAGCAGAUGAUGUUAGCCAGUUUGACUCAAAGUUCACCAGUCAGACUCCUGUGGACAGUCCCGAUGAUUCGACACUCAGCGAAAGUGCCAACCAAGUCUUCCUGGGCUUUACGUACGUUGCUCCAUCUGUGCUCGAAAACAUGAAGGAAAAAUUCACUUUCGAGCCAAAAUCCCAUUCACCUCUCAAGCUUCUGGGAAGCCCGAGAACACCAGUGAGUCCACCCUUUCCUGAAGUCAACACUCCCUUGUGCCGACCGGUCGCUGAUGUGCCCAUGCAGGAGUCCAGUGUGGAGCAGAUGGACAUUAGCAGCAGUGUUGAGGUUUCCGCCCCUCUUCCCAUCAAAAAACCUUUGGGAUCCACCUUCGUGAAACAAUCUUACCCUGUGCUCUCCAAGAGACCUGAGCAUUUGAGGAUCAAUUUAUGAUGUUUAGUCUCUUUCAGUUUUGCACUUUAGGAAUUUAACAAAUUACCCAGAAGGCCUUUCUGCACCCACUUUUGAACACAUACUGUGUACAAGCAUGAAGCGCUUGUCUUAAUCCAACUGUCUCUCUGCCACAGAGAGUUGGUUUACUUGCUGUAAUGUGAUCACAUUGGAGGUGACUUUAAGCAUGAAGUUUGCCAUUUUUUAUUUAUAUAACGCAAAACGUAAGGGGAGUACAGAGUAUCUCUGGGUCUGUUUUUUUUAUUUAUUAGUUCAAAUGCUUGGGGGUGUUUCGUGCAGUUUUUGAAGAGAGAUAUCAUUACUGUGUUUGGCGUGUCCGUAUGUGGUUGGAAUGCCUAUAACUUUGUUAAAGUGGUUAGAAAAGAGGUGGAUGCUGUAAUUCUUAAUGCAUUAAAAUGUGUACCCCAUGAAUCAUAGAUCUAGGGGACUUAACAAGAUAUACAGAUGUGUUAGCCUUACCUACCUAUAAGAAAAAACUUGAGUAGAUAUAAGCUUUAUUUUUUAUCUUUUAUUAUAAGUUAUUUAUUAUAUAUUUAGUUAUUAUACUUGAUCUGCAUAUGUUUGAGGUUUUUUUUAGAUAUGUUUUGUAUAAUUUUGUAAACUAUGCAAAUUUAUAUAUAAAGAAUUACAGCAAAAUAUGUGGUGACAUUAAUGACUUAAACAUGAUUAAAUAUAGGACAGUGUGGUAUAGUAAGAAAAAAUAUCACUGCUGUCCUUCCGAAACAUUUUAUCUCCAUAUUUUUGCCAUAAAUAAUUAUUAUUAGUCACCCCUAGUGUUUGUCACUGGGUUUUGGAAACAAAUAAAAAAAACUUAGUAUUUAAUUAUUGUAAAAGUACAAUGUUUUUUCCAUUUCCUGAAGAACAGAGAAUUUGGUAUACAAGUCUCGUAAGGAUAGCAAUGAAAUGGAUUAUUGGUUGUUCUAUUACUGUAUAAUUAUAUACGCACAGGUGAAAUCCAUAUUUAUAAACUGGAAUUUAGCAUUGACUUUAAUCCUGAAAAUAUUGUAAAUAAUAGAAAACAAACAAAAAUGUAACAUGGAACGAACAGAUUUUAAAAAUAA
This is a messenger RNA of Triplophysa dalaica, 4305 nucleotides long. It is a transcript of the gene rps6kb1a, whose product is annotated as ribosomal protein S6 kinase b, polypeptide 1a. The record is from RefSeq and is a predicted model, not a curated record. The coding region runs from base 1811 to 3226 and encodes 471 amino acids. Lineage: Eukaryota; Metazoa; Chordata; Actinopteri; Cypriniformes; Nemacheilidae. Gene Ontology annotation, molecular function: protein serine/threonine kinase activity; ATP binding. The transcript is spliced from 20 exons. Gene Ontology annotation, biological process: signal transduction; protein phosphorylation.